Molecule: messenger RNA, 606 nt
Organism: Gongylonema pulchrum
Lineage: Eukaryota; Metazoa; Nematoda; Chromadorea; Rhabditida; Gongylonematidae
Source: the annotation of a GenBank genome assembly
AUGAUCACAUAUGCACAAACAUUCUGUUGUUUUUGGUCUUGGAAAAUCUUUGCUUUGCUCAAAGCAUGCUGCGCUCUUCACUGCGAUUGCCAUGCCUCGAAUCUAAUGUUCCUUUCAGACGUUUACUAUCCAGUAUCGCCUAUUGUACUGCGACCUUUUUUGGAUGCAAUGUCCGUUGUGUUGAUGAAAAUCGUUUACCUGGCCGCAAUGGCCAUUGCCGCUCUGUUAUUUGGCCUCAUACCCUUGAAGGAACAGAAUGCUUGGAAAACGAACUAUCCGUUUAACGAACUGCUUAUUGCGACUGGCUUUUUCGCGAUAUACCUGGUGGAGGUAGUCUGCAACAACUUAUGUGGACACCAGAGCCAUGCCAGCUUCGAGCAGAAGGAGAACGGGUGCAAGCACAGCAAUAACGAGGAUGACAUGACCGAGUACAAUAUUCAGCAAAGGUCAAAUGGUGAGCAUUCGAGCAGUGAGAAUGUGGUGCAGGAAGCAGGAAAGCAACAGGUCCAAACCCAUAAUUUCUAUAGAAAAUCGCUGACGUUAGUAAUUGCCUUCUCGUUUCACUCCUGUCUCGAAGGAUUUGCAUUUGGCGUUCAGGUAAUUUAA